Messenger RNA from Amaranthus tricolor (Joseph's coat), 6174 nucleotides. Its product is annotated as pentatricopeptide repeat-containing protein At2g01390. Lineage: Eukaryota; Viridiplantae; Streptophyta; Magnoliopsida; Caryophyllales; Amaranthaceae. Bases 374 to 2146 code for a protein of 590 amino acids. The record is from RefSeq and is a predicted model, not a curated record. The transcript has 3 exons. Gene Ontology annotation, molecular function: protein binding.
UUUAUAAGCAUUAUGUUGAUAAAUAACACUUUUUUACAACUUUAUAGUAUAUUCUUGCUUUUUCUUAGCAUAGUUUGUUUUAAACAUUUACUAAAGUAUCAUAUUUAGAUUUUUCAAAAUUAUUUAAAUUUUUUAGCUUAUUUUUCUAACAUAGUCGCCGCUGAGAAGGCCUACAAGCUACAAUCCUACAAUCAACUCGCUUGAGCCUGGAGAGUGGCUUGGUGCUGCCGUUCCCGAGCCGUGUUCCCCACCACCGACCAACGCGACCUCCACCAGGCCACCACCUUCUUUCAAUUUCAGGAUAAUGUGAGGCUUAGUUUUUUCAGUACUUAUAUAGAUAUGAACCCUUGGUUGGAAAGGUUACUUGUCAUUGAUGAAUCUACACUAUGCUUAUGGAGGAAUUGCAAGGAAAUUUAUUUUGGGCAAGUCUUUUUAUGGUGAUUGCCAUUUAUGGAGCUUGGUAAUAUUUAUCAGAAAUGAUCACUCCCUUCCACAACGUAAUUAUAGAUAUCCCUCGGAGGUGCCUUAUGGAGGCGUGAACAGAACAAACAAACAAGUGGAGAAGAAAAAUGUAGACCGAAAAGUAUACAUGAGAGAUGUUGUUAGAGAGAUUUCAAACAUUUUGAGGUAUAACUCAUGGGAUUCUGCUCAAGCCCAACUACAUAGGCUACAUAUCAAAUGGGAUUCCUUUACAGUCAAUCAAGUUUUGAAAACCCACCCACCAAUGGAGAAGGCCUGGUUGUUCUUCAAUUGGACUUCAAAACAGAAGGGUUUUAAGCAUGACCAGUUUACAUACACAACAAUGUUGGAUAUAUUUGGAGAGGCACGGAGAAUAAAUUCGAUGAAGUAUGUUUUCCAGCUCAUGCUGGAGAAAGGGAUUAAGAUUGAUGCCUUUGCUUACACAUCGAUGCUGCAUUGGCUUUCAAACAGCGGUGACUUUGAAGGAGCGGUGAGGAUAUGGAAGGAGAUGAGAUUCAAAUGUUGUCAUCCAACUGUUGUUUCUUAUACAGCUUACAUGAAAGUUUUAUUUGAUAAUAACCGAGUAGAGGAGGCUACUGAGAUUUACAAGGAGAUGCUUCAAUCUGGCCUUAAACCCACCUGCCACACUUACACAAUCUUGAUGGAUCAUCUUAUCCGUUUUGGAAAAUGCAAAUCAGCUCUAGAAGUGUUCAAGAAAAUGCAAGAGACUGGGGUGCAACCUGACAAGGCUACGUGCAAUAUUUUGGUAGAGCAAUGUAGCAAAGCAGGGGAAGCAUGGGCAAUUAUACAAAUUCUUUAUUACAUGAAAGAUAAUUCGCUUGUUCUUCGCUAUCCUAUAUAUCUUCAGGCAUAUGAAACUCUAAAAAUGGCUGGUGAGACUGACUUCCUUCUUCGCCUAGUUAAUCCCCAUAUCUCUGUUAACUAUGAUAACGCUGAACCCAUGGGAUCAACAGAAACUACAUAUGAUAUGAACAAAAACAUAGAUGGGGGCCUUCUGAUAUCAUUUCUAAAAAAGAAAAACUUUGCCGCCUUUGAUCGCCUAAUUGCUGGAAUGAUACAACAGAAUUUGUUAUUAGCCCCUGAUCUUGCUUCUAAAAUCAUUACAUUGAAUUGCUCUUCAGGCAGGAUACAAGCAGCUUUUUUGGUCUUAGAGUAUUGUAAUAAAAUGGGAAUUCGCAUUGAAAAAGAAUCAUUUCUAUCAUUAAUUGGAGUUGUUCUUAGAAUGAAAGAUUUGUCAAAGAUUUUUCUGCUCUUUGAGCAAAUGAUUAAAUUAGAUUUGUUUCCGGAACCAGAAUUUGCACCCCUUUUAAUUUAUAGGCUCGGGCAAGCCAGACAACUUGACAUUGCUGUAAAAAUAUUCAGUUUGUUUUCUGAAGAGAAGAAGACCACUACGUUAUAUACUGCUUUAAUUAGUGCCUGUUUCUCGGCUGGAGAUCCUGAUAAAGGAAUCGAAACGUUCAAGUCCAUGAAAAUAAGAGGAAUUCCGGGUACUUUAGGGACAUACGAUAUGAUCAUAAGAGGUCUAGAAAUGUCCGGUAGAGUCGAUGAGGCAAAGCACUAUAGGAAGGAAAAGAAAAGCUUGCAGAGGAAAGAUAGUAUCUCAGAAGCAUUUGUUAUGGAUGAAAAAUUAUGUAAUGCUUUGUUUGCAGGGUAUCUGUUACCAUGAUGAAGUGACAUUACUUUAGAAAUGUAGAAAAGUUUAUAUUAUUUUCCUCAGGUGGUGGAAUGUUACUCUGAAUCCCAAAAUGGGUGACAUGCUUACUUGGCACACCAAUAAAAUCAUGUGGCAUUUCUAAUUUAUGUUUAUUUGCUUGCUGACUGGAGACCACUAAACCUUGGUGAGGAAAUUUUUUUGUCUGUGUUCAUUUCUGAUUCCUCCUCUAAUUGCUUGAUGUUCAGUGAUUCGGCCCCCCUUAAGAAUAUUUUUGGAUGCUGACUUUGAUUAUUGUUAUGAUUGUCUAGGUGACAAACCUAUUAGCGGCGCAAGUUACUUGGGAAUGUCCUACAACCAACGUGUGGAUCGAUAAGUACUUCUUGAAUUACUAUUAAAGAAAAAUUGAGUAUUUUUUUUAAUGAAAAAUAUGGAUAUUUUAGUAAUAAAUGAAAAAGAGAAUAUAUUAUGUGGAUGAAAGUAAAAGAUAAUUAAGGUACAUGAACGAGAUUAAAAGAAAGUGGUAAAUUAUUGUCCAAAAAUAUUUUAAUAAUCAUUGAUCUUCUAGAGUAGAAUUGAUACAUUGGAUUGUAGUCAAUUUUUAAAGCUUCUUUUCCUUUGACAAUGUAAAUCAUUUUUUAAAUUGUUUAAUUCUUUUGAUCUAUGAGCUUUAUAUUUCGUUCCAAUACUCUUGAUUUCUAUUUGCUUCCAUGGAAUUGGAUCAUCUGUUAUUUUUGUGUUUUCAUUCUCAAGGAAUUUAAAUGUUUGAUAUUGUUGUUUGUAGGUCAGAUCUAAUUGCCUAUUUAAGUGAAGAACAGUAGUUGUUUGCUGUAUAUGAGUGUCAGAGGAAGAGUGAACAAACCUAGUUGGGGGGAGGAAUAAGAAAGGAAUCUGUCAUCUGUGUGCGUCAACAUGACUGUUUCUUGGAUGUGAGGUGUUUUGUAGUAGAAUGAUUUUAUGAUUUGAGGAUCAAUAAGUUAGUUUGCUUGAUUACACUAAGAGUACGUAGAUAGUUUUUAUUUUCUCUUUCAAAUUGUGAAAAGUCAAAAAUCCUUUGAACUUCUAAACGUAUUCCUCAAACACUUAUUUAGAUAAACGAUUGACCCUUAAUUUUAUAUUUGAAUAUGAAGUCAACCUUUGUCUAACGGAUAACCCCUUGAAACAUAGGAUGAAUUAGGCCCAUGUGUUUUAUUAGACCUUCUAGAGGAUCUACCUAGCCAAUUCAAUUUUCCCCCUCAUACCCUUAUUAAUUACAGCCGACUAGGUGCACCUAUUGCUCAAGGCCCACUUUUUAAUGAACUCCUCUUUAAGUUUUAUAAAUAUAAAAAAAAUAAUUUUUACUAGUUCUCUUUUAAGAUGUUCUUUUUCUCUAUUUAAAGUCUCAUUAUUCCCUUCAUUCUUAUGAAAAUGCACCCAAAUUAUUUUGGGUCAAAUUUAGUGAAAAGUAAAAUUGAAUUAAAGACUAAGACAAAAAAGCAAGUGGAUGGUAGAAAUGAGUGGUUAAGAUGAAGAGAUAAAAUAAGUUUGUAGAUGAGAGAUUUAAAGAAAAAAAGCGGGGUCAUUGCCACAAAAGAAAAGGGUGCAAAAUAAGUGGGAUAAACUAAAAUGGAAAGAGAUUCAAAUUAAGAGGGACAGAGAGAGUAUUUCAUAAACGUUAAUUCAAUCCUUAUUUUGCAAUAGCUAUACUUCUCUUAAAACGCUUUCACAUAAAAGAAAAACAGAAAAGUAUAGCAAUUAAAAAUAGAGGUUGAUAUGUUAACCUUUUUGAUUUUGGAAUUUGGACUAGAGAAUAUCUACAUGCAAAGAAGAGAGAUAAUUAACGAUCACUAUAUGUGGUGAGAAUCAAGCCUUUGUCGUGAGGGUGAAAGGAAAGGCCUCAAUCACUAGGCAACCCAUAAUUCUCAUCUAUGUUAAGCUUUAGGUAAAAUUAUCAAUAAUAAAUAAACGUUUGCUCGAUCUACUAAAAAUAAACUCACCUAUUAUUUAUUUCUAAGUAAACCGACUUGUUGAAAAUCAAUUCGCAUAUUAUUCUUUACUAAUUAUACUUGACUUACAAAAAAGGUUAUAAACAAUAAAUGGGUUGAGUACAUCUUGUUUGAGUUGGAGCAAGUAACGCUGUCAUGGAUGAGAGGCCCAAGCCCAUCAUUAAAAACACAUAGGGAUGAUCAUCGAUCUAGGACCCUGUUGGACCCGUUCCGGGCCCGCCUCUUUUUUAAGGGUCUGGGUCUUAAUUUUUGAGACCCAUCGGAUCCGGGUCGGAUCUGAAUCCAAAAAAUAUUUGACGAGUCCAGGUCCGGGUCCUAAGAUGCAGACUCAAACCCAGACCCAGACUCAGACCCAGACCGACUACCAAAUGAGUCACAGGAUGACUCACAGAGUACCCGUGCAAACUUAUGAUAUGAGUUUGAAAUUGAUUUGGAUCCAUUAAGAUCUUAUGAUUUAUGAUGAAAAAUGAGAAUUUGAAAUGACUAUAGAACCAUUGAACUGGGUUUGAAUGAUAAUAUGAUUUAUUAAAUGAAAAAGCAUAUUUCAAAAUGAAUUUACUCAAAUCAAAAAGAUUUUAAUAACUUGUUUGACGAAAACUAGUGUGUUUAUACUCAGCCUUUUUGCCGAUACUAUGCUUUGUAUGUUUUUCCAAUUGUUUUGUUUUUAGAGCAAACCCCUAUGGCACCUCGACGGAGAAUGGAUAUGCGAGUGGAAGAUGAACCCGAGUUGGAGUAUGACUCCCCUUUUGUUUAGAUCUCUUUAUUGUAUCUGAGAGACUAUUAGUUUAGUUGUUUAGAUUUGGACUUAUUUCGAUUUGGUUGUAAUUUUCCUUUAUUUUGGACAGUUAAAACUUUUGUUAUAUUGCAUUGGUUUCACUUUUAAGUAAAUUUUUAAUUGUGUUUCCAAAAUUAAGCUUCCGCUUGAUUAAUAGUAAAUUCCAGUUAGUGUUUGCCUUCAUAAUUCGAGGCGGUUACAGGUCUCCCCCCUCUUUGAUUCGUGCUAGGAAUAACACAACAGUGGUGGAUAGUUUGGAGCAACUCUUACGGGAACGUGAUGCUAUUGUGGAUGAUUUACAUUAUUACUUAAUUCGUGCUCAACAUCAUAUGCAAAAAUGAGCAAAUAUGAAACGCCGAAAUGUGUCCUUUGAGGUGGAUGAUUUGGUGUACUUGAAACUUCAACCUUACCGGCAACAAUCUCUCGCUCGUCCACCGUGUGACAAGCUUUCAGCACGAUUCUGUGGGCCAUAUGAGGUGGAAGCUAAAGUAGGGGAUGUUGCUUACAAAUUGCUCUUACCCGCCGGGAGCAAAAUUCAUCAUGUUUUCUAUGUCUCACAACUGAAGUUGGCUCAUGGGGCUUCCUUCAAUUCAACCCCCCUACCACCCCAACUGUCGUCUACUUUAGAACUGAUGGUAAAACCUGCGAAUGUUCUGGGAAUACACAAAGAUCCUGAUCAACCACUGUCCACUGUUUAAGUGUUGAUACAAUGGCAAGGUCUUCCUAUUUCAGAUGCUACUUGGGAAUUAUAUGGGAACAUAGCCAAACUAUUUCCUGCAUUUGACCUUGAGGACAAGGUGUCUCUCGUUAGGGCGGGUAUUGUCAUGGACGAGAGGCCCAAGCCCAUCAUUAAACACACAUACUCAAGGAAAGGAAGAAAUCCAAAAUAACAAACAGUAAUGCAUUCACUGUGGUGGUUUUACAAAAAGAUGUUGUUUGUUAGUUUGUUAUAAUAUUUGUUGAGCUGUAGUAUUUUAUAUUCUAGAAGGUAGUACUUGCUAUAUACAGAGGGAAGGGAGGAUAGAUUUGAUUAUGCUUGUAGUACUAAAUUGGUCUUGUACCGUGGGAGUUAUCGAGCCACUUGAAGAGCUCGAGGGAGUACUUUGCUCUCUAUAUUGAAUAAUACAAGCAUUCCACCUUCUGCUCUUCUAAUUCUUCUUGAUUUUGACUCUAAUUCUCUUUUUCUUGCUUAUUCUGUUAUUGUGUGUUGCUAGCUGCUGACCACCAUCACAACAAACGCCUUUGUUAGAUAAGGUCAUGGAUCAAAUCUCACCUAAUUCUCC